Messenger RNA from Wasmannia auropunctata (little fire ant), 1639 nucleotides. RefSeq names its product protein MEMO1. The coding region runs from base 305 to 1195 and encodes 296 amino acids. NCBI's taxonomy places the organism in Eukaryota, Metazoa, Arthropoda, Insecta, Hymenoptera, Formicidae. The record is from RefSeq and is a predicted model, not a curated record. The transcript is spliced from 8 exons.
CUUUGUGUUGCAGAUUGCAAAUCGGCCCUUCGUCAGUCGAUUGCAUAUCGGAUUUUAACAUUCAUCUAUAUCUAUUGAAUAAUCUAUGGAACACGACCAGUAGCCAAAGUUUUGUAAUAACGUUUUAUAAACAUUUUACACUCGGUUAAAAAAUAUAUAUAUAUAAUUUACUUUUAUCUCGCUUGUGAUCUCGCUGAGACUUUCACGCUAGAUGAAGUGCCGUUGAAUGCGUUGAACGCGAAGCUACGCAGAGUACGUACAAGACGACGCGAUAGAAGAACGAAACGACGCGUUCGGCCCAAAAAUGGCAUUAAUUAGGAGAGCCUCUCACGCUGGUAGUUGGUACUCGGAUAUUGGUUCGGAAUUGAGCAAGCAAUUGGAAGGUUGGUUGAGCGCGGCUGACUUAUCCCAUGGACCUGCAAGAGCAAUCAUUGCUCCGCACGCAGGAUAUAGCUACUGCGGAGCAUGUGCUGGUUUUGCUUAUCGACAAAUUAGUCCUGUAGUUGUCCGUAGGAUAUUUAUUCUAGGGCCUUCUCAUCAUGUGAGAUUACCAGGUUGUGCCCUAUCUUCGGCUUCCAUUUACCGAACACCGUUAUAUGAUCUACAUAUUGAUCAACAAGUGAGAAGAGAACUGGAAGAGACCGGUCAUUUUGAAUGCAUGGAUCUGAACACAGAUGAAGAAGAGCAUAGCAUUGAGAUGCAGUUGCCAUUUAUUGCUAAAGUUAUGGAAGGAUUCAAGGAUUCAUUUACCAUAAUCCCAAUUUUGGUGGGAUCUUUGAGUCCAGAAAGAGAAGCGCUUUACGGGAGACUGUUAGCACCUUACAUGGCUGAUCCGCAAACAUUGUUCGUCAUUUCUUCAGAUUUCUGUCACUGGGGACAACGUUUUCGCUAUACUUACUACGAUCGAUCAUGUGGACCUAUACACAGAUCUAUCCAAAACCUCGAUAAAAUGGGUAUGGACAUUAUAGAGACUUUGAAUCCUCCAAUGUUUACCGAGUAUCUUAAGAAAUAUGGUAAUACUAUAUGUGGCCGGCAUCCAAUUGGCGUUUUGUUGCAGGUAAUUCACAGUCUUAAAGGAAAUACAAAUGGUCAAAGAAUGAAUCUGAAAUUUUUGAAAUAUGCUCAAAGUAGUCAAUGUAACAAUAUGAAUGACAGUUCUGUCAGUUAUGCUAGUGCUUCCUUAGUUCUUGAGUGAUAACUAUACAAUUCAAGUAUGGUCAUUGGCCAGUCUGAACAUAAACAUUUUUUUCUUAAAGUGGAAUGAUGUUUAACAUGACAGUAAACUUCUAUAAUCAUUAAACGAGAUUAGGCUGAAUGUUGAGAUUUUAUAAUGCAAGAGAAGAUAUUGAAUUUAUUUUAACUGCUGCAAUUUCUAAUAUUAUUUGUAUUACAUGACUACGCGAUGGGUAUUGGGACAAAUAUCAAUUCUUGCGCUACAUUUAACAAAUAGAGAUGUACUAUUAUUAUCAAAAUUUUUGCAUAAAUGCAUUUCGGUUUAUUACUUACAAGAGAUAUAUUCAGUACUUCCAGAUUUCAUGUGUAUAGGAAGGAGCUUAAAUAUUUCUUUGCUUUGAUUCUCGAUAAAUCUUUUAGAAUUAAUAGCAAAGUGUGUUUCAUCUAUACUUUUGAAAAAAAAAAA